CAGGAGACAGAGUCCACAACAGACAUUGUUCCAACUGGAAUCGCUGACUGAGGGUGCACCCAACAGAGUUCCAAGACCAUGGAGCCUGUGGCCCUCCAGGAUUAUAUCUGUUCCCUGAACCCAGCAUCCCUCCCCCGAGUUCUGAAGAUAUGCUCCGGGGUGUAUUUUCAGAGUUCUAUCUAUGAACUCGCUGGGAGUGAGUGCUGUUUGUCCACUGGAGACCUCAUAAAAAUUAUCCAGAUUAAGCUCAAGAAAGUGAUCUGUGAAAACACCAAAACAGGCCACAUCACUGAGCUCUCUCCUGAUUUCCCAGGCUACUUCAGCUCAACCGUCAGCCCUCAGUUCUGUGGUACUCUGAACAAACUGCUAUUUGCUGCCCCCCAAAACGGGGCACUACCUGUGUACUUCAGCUCAGUGUAUGACAUCCAAGUGGCAGGCAGAGCUGUGCCCAGGAACCAGCCCCUCGUGCUGACAGCUGUGGAGAUGGACAAGGGUAUCCACUACGCCCACUGCACGAUGGACUCAAGAAGCCACAAAACCACCACCUCCCUACCUUUGUCUCUGCAAGGGACUUUUUACAGCUGGGGACCAGCCUUCCCACAGACAUUACUGCAGACGUUGCAGGACCCUGUUCUGCUGGAUCAACCCCUGGUCUGCCCCGCUCUCCACUGGGACCCCCUGAUCCUCCAGCCUGAGUACGAGAUUGAUGCCAUCAUGAACAUGCGUAGGAACAUCGUGAAGAUCCCGUCCACCCUGGAGGUGGAUGUGGAGGACGUCACUGGCUCCUCGGAACACCUUCUUCAGCACUUCAUCAAGCCUUUGCUGCUAAGCGAAGUCUUGGCCCAGGGUGGGCCCUUCCCGAUGCGGGUGAAGGUCCUGGAGGUCCCCGACGGCCCUCCCGUCUUUCAUAGGUCCCUGAAGAAGGGUCAGACGCUCGUGGUCCACGGCCCAGCCUCCCCUCCGUGGCGGGUACUGGCCUCCAGCAGGGGCCGAAAAACCUCUCGACACUUUUUCAUCUCAGGAGCCUACAAGGGCAAAUUGAGGCGCCGGCCCCGAGAGUUCCAUACGGCUUUUGACCUCCUGGGCGCUCUGGAGCCCGGCUUCCCUCUCCAUGUAGUGGCCACCCAGGACUGGGAGGGUGAGGCCGGAGACUCCACUUCCCCUUCCCUUUCCAGAGGUGACCGGAUGGAGGUGCUGGGGAAGGAGCAGGGCCCCAGUGGGGAGGUUCUGGUCUGUAACCGGCUGAAUGAUCUGGCCGAGGAGGAGGAAGAGGAAGAGGGAGAAGGGGAGGAAAGAGAACAGCUCUUGCUGCCCCUCUACUUCUCUUGUGGUUUUGUGGAAGAGAUGAGUGAUGGCAAACGCUACAGUCUGGCCAGCCUGAUCACCCAGGUCUCUCUGCCCUGUGAAGUCAAGGUCUUGGGCAAGGACCCUUCCCUUGCCGAGGACCCCCUGCCCUCCUUCCUUGGCCUCCAGCUGGAGGAGAAGAUCACAGAGCCCUUCCUGAUCAUCAGUCUAUCCACUGACCCUAGAAUGUGCUUUGAGAUCCCCCCCAGAUGGCUAGACCUGACUGUAGUGGUGGUCAAUGAGCCACUGGGGGAGCAAGAGGAGCCAUUGUUAAUCUCCACAGUGGAAGAAUUAACAGAAGCCUUCUACUACAAACUUCGGACUUUUCAAGACUGCGGCGUCCGCCCCCCACCCAGGCCCCCCAAAAACAAGCAAAAGAGUAGCCGUUCAGCCAAGCCUAAUCAACUCCCAGAGCCAGAGAAAAAGGCCUCUAAGCAGCUGCCUAAAGAUGCCAUCAAAAACUCCAGAACCUGGUCCUUGCCGCAGUCCUCCAAGAGCUGCUCAAACCUGUAUAGCGUAAAGUCCAAAUUCUGCCAAGUCCCCAAGCCCCUGAUGAAGAGCUCAGAGCAGAGAGAAUCUGCCGACGACUCUGACCAUGAUUAUGAGAAUCCUGAGGAGGAGUUCGUCAGGAACAAGGAGACCCUAGAUCCCUACGGUGACCACAGCUAUGAGUGUGUGGAGGAGUUUCAUUCCCGCAGACCAUUCAGAUGAGGGACAAGGCCGCGCUCCCUUACCAGGACUAAGACAGGAAGGAUUCCACAGGGGACUCUCCCGGCUCCCUGUUGGUCCUAGGGUAUAGCUGAGAACGGAGGGGGGACAGCUCCGGCUCCCACACUAGUGAGUCCGGCCAUCCUCAGACUCCCUGCUCCUGAGCCCACCUGGGCUUCCAUCGACGAAGGCUCGCUCCACUAGCCCGGCCCAGAAGCUCACUGCUGUUGGCAUCUUCGUGCCAUCUUGCCCCUGGAGCACCCCACAGCCUCCCAGAUUCUGCUCUAGGAACAGGAAUUAAACCACCACGACCAGGCCCAGAAAAGGGCAUGUCAACCAGGGGCCCUUUGGUUCUGUCCAUCAUUCCUUAGGUCAGAAUAGCCAGGACAGAACCCUGUCCUUCCUCCCACUUGUGUUUUGUCUUUCCCGGUUAGAAGAUAAGGUUCCAGAGAUAACAUUUUAUGCAGUAGCAACUUUGUAAAGACAAAGAACUUUGAAAAACUUGAGGACUCUGAGCAAUAAAAUGGCCAGCCACCCUUCCAGGGGACUCGUGAUGAAGUAUGCCAUCCACCUCCUGAUGGGAAGAAAUGGAGCUGCUCAGGGGGUAGCGAAUAAGCCAGAUUUCUCUGGACGUUGCCAUUCAAAAUUUUGUUUGUACAUAUUUGGAGUUUUGCUUUUCUUUUUUUCUUCUCCAAUGGGGAGAAAUGGGAAGAAAAGAACAGAUUUUUAAGUGGAAAAAAAAUUUUUAAAUAAAAAAAUAAACGAAUGUAAACUCUUUAAAGGCA
This is a messenger RNA of Antechinus flavipes (yellow-footed antechinus), 2837 nucleotides long. It is a transcript of the gene THEMIS2, whose product is annotated as thymocyte selection associated family member 2. The record is from RefSeq and is a predicted model, not a curated record. NCBI's taxonomy places the organism in Eukaryota, Metazoa, Chordata, Mammalia, Dasyuromorphia, Dasyuridae. Gene Ontology annotation, biological process: T cell receptor signaling pathway.